GCUCGGCCCCGCCGAGCCGCCGCCCGGCCGCUGCACACCCGCUGGACGGAGAGGGGGAGGGAGGCCCGCGCCCGGCCGCCCCCCGCCGCCAGUGCUUCACGGCCACAGCAGGGUACUAAGCAAUAUUAGAGGAAACCGAAGCUAAAGUCAUAUGAUUUCCACGCAGCUGGUUGCAAAAGCAGUUGUCACUGCCUUCCUGUUGCAGCAUGGCAUUUGGACUUGAUAUUCUCUGCCUGUUACUGUGGGCAAUAACAGGUUUCUAUUGUGAGCAGUGCAGAGAAGGAGCCACGUACUCGGGUGCAGUGAUAUCUCCCAACUUAGAAACCACUAAAAUCAUGCGAGUUCCCCAUGCUAUGUCCGUGUCUGACUGCAUGGCAGCCUGUUGUGACCUUUCUGCUUGUGACUUGUCCUGGAUGUUUGAACGGCGCUGUUACGUCGUGAACUGUCAAUACAAAGAGAACUGUGAACCUAAAAAAAUUGAAACGGCUAAGUCCUAUCUUACUUUUGUGCUGAGGCCUUCUCAGAGGGCAGCCUCGCUGCUGGGCUAUGGACAGGUGAUCCCAAGCAUGGCCCACUCUGUGGGACUCCAGAAUGAGCCCUCUGAGGAAGUGAGCAGCCUGAAGGAGCUGUCGCUGCUUGGCAAAGAUCCCAGCCUUGAGGAGAUACCAGAGUACAUAGAUGAUUAUAAGGAAUUGGAGCAGGACCCCUUUCAGAUGAGCAUCAAACAUGAGCAGAAGGAGAGCACAGAUUAUGCUGACUGGAGGCUGAUGGUGACAGGCGAAAAUGGCUUCAACUCUUCAGUGAGUGAUGAUGGAGAUAACCAGGAAGACUUGGCUGAAAAGGAGGGGGAAGCUGCAAUGGCAGAAAAUGUCGUGAAUAAAAACAGUUCUGAACUGAGCCCUGUCACUGAACGCUCCCCAGAGAGGUGGUUGUCUCUCCCAGAGAUCACGCCGUUCCCAGUGAAGACAUCGGAAAGCGAAACAGCUGUUCAGCUGCUUGUGCAACCUGAUGAUGCUUUGCAAAAAGAGGUUCCUAUGCCUUCCCCUCCUUCAGACAACUUGAGAUUCUCCUCAGCUGUGGGGGAGAAAAUCCAGGCUCCCACAAUGACCCCAGGGAAUCUCACUGAAGGUGGGACCGCACUACUUCCCACUAGUAUUUUGCUAUCUGCGCCUGUACAGCAAUUCACGCCUUCCGCUACUGUGGCUAAAGCAGAUGCAGUAAAAGAACUUAUUGUGUCUGCUGGAGAUAACGUACAAGUAAUGCUCCCCAAAAAUGAGGUUGAAUUGAAUGCCUUUGUUGUCCCACGACCACCUACAGAAACAGCCUACAGCUAUGAGUGGAGCUUAGUCAGUCACCCUGCUGACUACGGUGGUGAAAUGGAGCGCAGGCACACCCAGACCCUGAAGCUCUCCCAUUUAUCAGUAGGACUUUAUGCCUUCAAAGUGACGGUUUCUGGUGAAAAUGCCUUUGGAGAAGGUUUUGUAAAUGUCACAGUCAAGCCAGCACUCAGAGUUAACCAGCCACCUGUUGCCAUUGCUUCACCCAAAGUACAAGAAGUUUCUUUGCCUACAACUUCUACUUUCAUUGAUGGCAGUCAAAGUGUAGAUGAUAUGAAGAUAGUGAGUUACCACUGGGAGGAAAUUAAAGGUCCUUUGCGAGAACAGAAGGCGUCUGCUGACACACCUGUCUUGCACUUGUCUAACCUGGUUCCUGGAAACUACACUUUCAGGCUCACAGUGAUCGAUUCAGAUGGAGCGACCAACUCCACCAUUGCCUCUCUGACAGUCAACAAACCAGUGGAUUAUCCACCUAUUGCCAAUGCAGGACCAAAUCAGGCAGUCACGUUGCCCCAAAACUUCAUCACACUGAAUGGAAACCAGAGCAGUGAUGAUCAUGAAAUUGUCAGCUAUGAAUGGUCACUCAGUCCUAAAAGCAAAGGCAAAGUUGUAGCAAUGCAGGGAGUGCGGACUCCAUACCUCCAGUUAUCUGCAAUGCAGGAGGGAGAUUAUACAUUUCAGCUGACUGUCACAGACUCGGUGAGGCAGCGGUCCACAGCAGAGGUCACGCUGAUAGUGCAGCCCGAAAAUAACAGUCCUCCAAUAGCAGUGGCUGGUCCUGAUAAGGAAUUGACUUUUCCAGUAGAAAGUACUACCCUGGAUGGAAGCAAAAGCCAAGAUGACCAAGGCAUUGUCUUCUAUCAUUGGGAAAAGAUCAGUGGGCCAAGCUCUGUACAGAUGGAAAAUGGUGACAAAGCAAUAGCAACCGUGACUGGUCUUAAAGUUGGUACCUAUCGCUUCAGGCUGACAGUUAAAGAUCAACAGGGAUUAAGCAGUGCAUCUGUGCUCUCUAUUACUGUGAAGGAAGAAAACAACAGUCCACCCCGGGCACAUGCUGGUGGGAAGCAUGUUCUGGUGCUUCCCAAUAACUCUGUUACCUUGGAUGGCUCAAGGUCUGCUGAUGACCAGGGGAUUGUGUCAUACUUGUGGAUUCGGGAUGGUCAGAGCCCAGCAGCUGGGGAUGUGAUACAUGGUUCAGACCAUGAGGCAGUACUGCAGCUCACCAAUCUGGUGGAAGGAAUCUAUACUUUUCACUUGAAGGUGACGGAUGCCAAAGGAGAUUCAGAUUUUGACACCGCUACUGUUGAAGUGCGGCCUGAUCCCAAAAGAAGUGGCCUGGUGGAGCUGAUUCUGCAAGUCGGAGUGGGACAGCUGAGUGAACAGCAGAAGGACACCCUGGUGAGACAGCUGGCUGUACUGCUGAAUGUUUUGGAUUCAGAUAUCAAAGUUCAGAAGAUACAAGCCUACUCAGAUAUAAGCACGGCAGUUGUUUUCUACGUGCAGAAUGGGCAUCCUUCCAAGGUGAUCAAGGCAUCCGACGUCUCCCGGACUCUGCAUGUGCAGCUUUUGAAAGAGAAGGCUGACUUUCUGCUUUUUAAAGUUCUGCGGGUUGAUACGGCUGCCUGUCUUUUAAAAUGUUCUGGGCAUGGACACUGUGACCCGAUAACAAAGCGCUGCAUUUGCUACCAGCUGUGGAUGGAAAAUGUGAUUCACCGUUACCUAAAUGAUGGAGAGAGCAAUUGUGAAUGGAGCAUACUCUAUGUGACUGUGUCUGCUUUUAUGUUUGUUGUGGUCACGAUAGGGCUUGCCUGGUUCUGCAUCUGCUGCUGCAAAAGCAGAAAGAGGACAAAGAUAAGAAAGAAAACCAAAUAUACCAUUCUAGAUAACAUAGAUGAGCAGGAGAGAAUGGAGCUACGACCCAAGUAUGGUAUAAAACACAGAAGUACAGAACACAAUUCCAGUCUGAUGGUCUCUGAAUCAGAGUUUGACAGUGAUCAGGACACUAUAUUCAGCAGAGAAAAGAUUGAAAGAGAGAAUCCCAAAACCCUCAUGAAUGGAUCCAUCAGGAAUGGAGUUUCCUUUAACUACAGCUCCAAAGACAGAUAACUGAAUAGGGGUAAAAGCACAGGACACGCUGGUCCAACACAUCCAAAAAAGUUGGUCCACCUUUUUGUUUUUCCAGAAUCAAAAGCUUCCUAAAAUAUCAAGUAAUUGCAGAUGAAAGGGUAAAUUUGUAGCACACUGGAGGGAGGGAAAGAGAGGGUUAGAUGGACAACUAACUCCUGUUGUCACCACCAUAGGGACAAGGAAAAGCACAUUUUAUUUCUUGCAUGUUCGGUACUGAAUGUUUGUCUAAACUACAGAAGGCCUUUUCUCCUGUAUUAAAACAGUGCAUUGCAGCUACAAGAUUAGCCAGGGCUGUUACACUACUAACAACGAUGACUUUGAGAUAUAUAUAUAAAUUGUGUCCUGUGAUCCUGUCCCUUUCUCAAAGGAGCAGUGUGAUUAUGAAGCUGACCUGAAACAGCUAAAGCCAAUAUAUAUAAUUUCCCUUACAUCUAUAGAGAGGAAUAUGUGACUACAGACUCCAUCAUUCAGUUUCAAGGCAGGUGCACAAAAAGGGAGCAUUUUUAGUGCAUUAUAUUUAUCUCUGAGUACGUUUUGUGACUUCCUGUUCUAGGGUAGCGCUCAUCAGAUGGAAAUGUCUUUGUUUUUAAAGGAAGUUUUCAAUUUAGCAGUUGCACUUAGCUGUGAACUAUAUCUGUGUCCUCUAGGAUGCAGUGUUCCCUGCUCUUGCAGAGGAAGUCCAGCCUUAGGUUGCUUCUGUAAUGAUGAAGGUGCUUCUGCUCACUCUGGAGUCUGCCAUGUCCAGUGAGUAACCUGCAGCAGAGAGGCAGGGAGGACUCAGCAUGAUGUGCCUUCUGAAAUGGUUUGAGCAUCCUAAAUAACCGUUUGUUUAGAGAGUACUUUCAAGGCGCUCAGGACCUUGUAAGGCUGAGGGUUACCUGAGAUGAGUUUAAAUGUCAGCCUCAGUGCUAGAGUGCUUUGCUUUGCAAAAAUAACAUGCUUGUGGCAAAGUACCCUGUGCGGAGCAGGAGGUUUGACACCUGCCUCCCCCACCAUAGGAACUGGUAGUGAGGAAGAUUAUAGCUUAAACAUUAGAUUGCUUUUUUACCUCUGUAGUUAUCCAGUAGUUAGAUGUGUUGACCCAGAAGAGAUCCCUUGAGGUGUUUAGGAAGAGUAGGAGUGUUUGAGUCCUGAUGUUGCUGUUCUUGCUCAUGGUCUGGAUAAUUUCUCUAUGGCUGGUUCAUUAGGCUCUAAAGCCGUGUCCCUAGUACUGUUCUUGAAAUCCCACACUGAAGACCUGGGUAUACAUAGGCCUCUCUGUCUAGAGGGGCAUCUGCUUUGGUGGUGCUUUCUGGCCACUACAGCCUUUUCUGGGCAUCCUGACAUGUUACAGGUCUUGGACAGGAGUGGGCUGAGCUGGAAGAAUGAUGUGUUCUGGUGGAGAAAAACAGUCCUUUAGGAGCAUUUCAGACAGGUUCUUUUUGUUUUUUUUGUUUGUUUGUUUUUGUUUUUUUUAAAGGAGAACCCAUUAAUGGAGAAGGUUAGAGCAGUACAGUAUCUGUGCAGAGAUUGUGGGGAGAGAUCAGAAGGGUUGACGGGGAUGGCAUAUCCCACAGCCAUCAUGGGGAGUAGUUUGAUGGAGAAUUUUGGUGCUUUCCCUACCCUUUCACAGAAGGCAGGCACAAAAGUGGUUGGGUUGAACAUUGUGGCUUUUGCGCUUCUCUCUUGUUAAUGGAGUUGGGCAAACGCGUGGAGAAAUAAUGAGGUUGGACAGAUUCGGUAGUCGGAAGCUGCAGCAGUGUGGCAUGCUCGUGGUUUGUAUUCAUCCUGAUUUCACACCUUUGAUUCCCAAAUGCAACCAGCAACUGUCCAUAAGUGUAUUAGUGCCACACUGAGGAGUGUUUAUCUUGUGCCCAGCACUGCAUUUCACUAGGGAGCUGAGUUUGGCUACAGGAAUCAUAGUGGUGGGCAGAGGCUGUGAAGAGCUAAAGGUGGGCUAAAGCAAUUGUUGUCCUUGUUUUCCCAUGCCCCCUAGCUAGAUACAAUGUAGAUGGUAUGAUUUGUUUUACUUAGAAGAAAAAUUUUAACUCUGUAUGUAGAUAUUUUUAGGAUAUUUAUUGAAAGAAAUCUGCUUUAUCUCCCCUUUGAGUAUAUUGGGUUUUUUUACAGCUCAGCCAAUAAAAUAUCAGGUCAACUUUUGAUCACUUUCAAUAUCUGCAGUAGAUGUAUUAGCACAAUAAUGCAAGGUUCACUUUGAAAGCAUUCCUGAAGAAAGUUAAGGCCUACCCAAAAUACUGAUUUUCCCCCCCCCCCCCUUCUUUUUAAAUCAAAAUUUUGGGCUUAAUCUAUUUUGUAUAAAUUCUCAAAAUGUUCUAACAGGAGUUACGCUCUUGGAAAUGUGCAGUCAAAAACAGAAAUUAUAUGAUCCACUACAGCUCUCUAUCAGUCACGCUGCCAUUAAUGCUUCUGCUGAACACUGUAUCCACUGUGCCUUUUGUCUAUAAACUUGUCUUAGUAUGUAUCGGUGCAGUCGGUGCAGUCAGCAGCAUCCUCCGAUUUGUGAAGUCAGUCACUUGCGUGUGUUGGUUUUAUUUCACAUUUUUAAAGCCUGGUGUUGAAGCCUAGGAAAUAGUUUUGAAUUAAACCUCAAACAUCAUUUUUCAAACUAAAGAAUGUGAUUGUCUAGUAAAGAAAAAACUCAAACCUGCUCUCGAUGCUGCAGAAUUCCUGGUGUCAUCUCUGCUCACACACACGUUAUGGGUUCAGAUUUUCCAAUCAGUGGCAAGUUCAUGUGCCGUGAGAAUAUCUGCAUAGUUUGCCUAUGUGUUUCCCACUCUCGCAAGUAAGAAACGUUAGACCAGUUUGUUAUUGCCUAAGGCCUUAGCAAGUGGAAGUUGACUGCUUACUGAGUUUUCUCUCAGAUGACACUUUGACACUUUUAUGGCUAGCAGUAUUUUGGUUAGAAGGUUUUGAAUACUAAAUACUGCCCGAAGUUUUGAGCUGCUUCUGAUUCUGCUGGUUUCCUUUUUCCAUCUACUUAGAAGGAAAAAGAAACCAGGAAGGAAGUAAUCUUAAAAUAGUUGCUCUUACAUAGUAUCAGGCUUGCUAUUAAUAUGAAACUUGCACAGAAGUUGAAAAUAAAUAGUUUCUGGCUCUGUGAAUUUGUGAUAACAGAUGUUAGUGUCACUUGGCCAAGCAUGAUUUUGUCAGCAAUUUAGGACUGAAUAUAGCAAGCCUUGUGUCUUGAAUUAGUGUAACUUCUAUUUCUAGAAAUGUUGCUUUCCUGGAGCAUCUGUCAGGUCGUAUCCAGAAGGAAAGGGCAAGAAUAUUAACUGUUAUGAUACAAACGCAAUGGCAGAAUUAAGAACUGCUUCUGAACUUCUGUUUUAGGUUGUGGUGGGUUUGAAACAGGUUCUCAGUCCUUGCAUUUGCUUGCUUACUAUGUUUUCAUUUGUGUACAGUAAGAGUGCUGGCAGCUUCUUUGUGAAACAGGGAUGGGAAUUUUUUUCAGAAAAGCAGAAGGGACCAGAUGCAGUUCGUGUUGUGUAUGGCUCAGAGUCCAUUGAGAAAGCAGACUAAAUUCAGUUUGGCAUUGGUAAGAUACUGUCUCAUUCACAAGGUGAACAGUGUGCUGAUACUUAGAGUGCUUCAUAUUCUUGAUGUAAGCAGUGAAUUUUUACUUGCAUCUUAGUUUUACUUUUAUAGAUGCUGAUGCACAAGAAAGGAUUGGCCAGCUGUAUAAAAGGCAGCCUUUUGUUUACAUGUUUAAGCAAGGAGUAUAUUUAGGAGAAGCUUUCUUGUCAUUCCUGCCCAAGGCAUUAAAUAGGUUCAGUACUCAACACUGCUCAUACAUGCGAUACAAAAUUGCCCUGCUGCAAAUAGGUCAUCAGCUUGUCUUUUUUAAUUUCUUAAUCAAAACACUGUAGCAGUAGAAUAUGAACUUUACCGAGGCAAGCCUAAGAACGAAAUCCAAAGCCUCUGUCCUCUGGUUCAACUUUUUGUAUCGAGUAGAUUGCUGAGAAAUUCAAGUAAAGUGUGAAUGGUCUAGUUGUAGAGGAUUGCAUAUUUGGGGAGGGGGUAAAAAAAGGUACGCUUGUGUCAUGUAAGAAUACGUUUUCAACUGCCUCCAGUUAGGCGAAAGGAGCAGAGCAGCCUCCUGCUAGGUGCAUCAGGUACAGCUUCUCUUCAAGUAUCUGUUUUGUGCUAUCAGAUGUGUUUGUUUAUUUGAUGCUAAUUUUUCCUUUUCUUCCUUGAUCUGUUGUGGGCAAACAGAAGUGCACACACAUGCAGGGGACUUAACACUGCAUGUAUCUUCUCUAUGCUGAAUUUUAACUUUCCUUAGACAGCUCUGAUAUUCUUGAAGUAAUUGAGUUCUUGGGGCACCAUUCAGACAAAUUUCCUAUUGCCUGGUUCAUAGCCUAAAGUGGAACUAGUUUUGCCCCUCGAUAUAAUGGGCUGUAGCUACCUGAGCUUUGGGGGUGAUAGUGAUAAAAUGUCGACUGUUUUAAAAUUCUGAGCCAUUUAUAUGAGAUUUGAGGGAGGUAAACAUUUAUUUUGAAGGGAAGUGGGCUAGAUGGGGGAUUGGAGUUUCUUAAUAUCAGGUACUGCUUAUCAUUUAUCCCUAACCAGAAUACUAGUCCCAUAGCUCUGCAGCAAAGGAGAACCCCUUUAACGUGCCUUUUAGGUCCUGAACUCCUUAUGGCAGGGGAGCAAACCUUAAAGGUUAGAAAUGGAGGGGGGGGGGGAGGAAAAAAGCAUUUUCUGUUUUGCACAAGCAACAAAUCAAGUGCAGAUGAGCCACACAUCAGUAGUUUGCCUCUGUAUGGAAGCACUUCUCCCUGUGGGUGGAUGGGUGAGCUAUUGCAGAAUUUAUAAAGGAAUCUGUUUCUAGAAAAUGUUAUUUAUUGCAAAUGAUAAUGUAUUGUAACUAGAACCAUUUCUGAGCUGAAACUAUUACAUUUAUGUAACCCUUCUAAUAAAGUUUUGUCUUUCCUUCUAGAA
Messenger RNA from Dromaius novaehollandiae (emu), 8405 nucleotides. Its product is annotated as KIAA0319 ortholog. The record is from RefSeq and is a predicted model, not a curated record. Lineage: Eukaryota; Metazoa; Chordata; Aves; Casuariiformes; Dromaiidae. The transcript has 21 exons. The coding region runs from base 207 to 3443 and encodes 1078 amino acids. Gene Ontology annotation, biological process: neuron migration. Gene Ontology annotation, cellular component: plasma membrane; cytoplasmic vesicle.